AAUCGGAAAAAAAGAAGAGCAGAGGAAUUGCUAACGUAAUGUAGUGAAGCGGGGUUGUUUUGAGGAGUUAAAAGUUGUUAGCUUAACUGAACCAUUGGCAGACUAUCAAGGGAUUGCUUUAUUUUGGAAGUACUCAAAGUUGGAAGAAAUGUAGCGACUUUUUGGCCGCCUUUGUCGUUACCUCACGAUGGAGGAACCUGCAGCGAGAGAGUCGGAGAUGUCCCUGUCAGACGGUAACGUCACCUCGGAUGACGAGAUGCCCUUAACGUUACCCACGGACGGCAGCAUCAGCGGAAGCAUCCGAAAGGGAUGCGAUCCUUUUGCCCAGACUCAGCGCAGUAAACUGCAGCACCGACGAUCUCGCAUAAACCAGCAGAUCAACAAGGAAAUGCGCAUGAGAGCUGGAGCAGAAAACCUAUUCAGGGCAACAACCAACAACAAAGUGAAGGAGACAGUGGCUCUGGAGCUCAGCUUUGUCAACUCCAACCUACAGCUGCUCAAGGAGGAGCUGGAGGAACUCAACAGCAACAUGGAGGUCUACCAGACCGACAGUGAGGCUAUCAACGUUCCCAUGAUCCCACUCGGAUUAAAAGAAACCAAAGAGGUGGACUUCACAGUUCCUUUCAAGGACUUCAUCUGUGAGCACUACGGAGAGGACAGCUCUCUCUACGACAAGGAGAUCAAAGAGCUUAUGGAGCUCAGACAGGCCAUGCGUACACCGAGUCGUAACCAGGCCGGUCUGGAGCUGCUGAUGGAGUACUACAACCAGCUGUACUACCUGGACCAGCGCUUUUUCCCUCUUCACAAGAACCUGGGUGUGCACUUCCACUGGUACGACUCCCUGACAGGCGUGCCUUCAUGUCAGCGUACGCUGGCCUUUGAGAAAGGAAGUGUGUUGUUCAACAUCGGGGCCCUAUACACACAGAUCGGAGCACGGCAAGACCGCUCUGCACCAGCUGGCAUAGACCGAGCAAUAGAUGCCUUCCAGAGAGCAGCAGGUGCAUUUAAUUUCCUCAAAGAGAAUUUUUCCAACGCUCCCAGUCUGGACAUGAGCGGUCCGUCGCUCUGCAUGCUGGUGCGUCUGAUGGUCUCCCAGGUGCAGGAGUGCGUGUUUGAGCGUGUCACACUUACCACUGAGGACACACACUUCACCUCGCAACUCUGCCUGGCACAAGAGGCCGCGCGGGUGUCAGACGUGUAUCUGUUGGUGCAGCAGACCAUGACUCAGCCUCUGAUGAAGGACUACGUGCCGUUUUCUUGGGCCUCCAUGGUUCAAGUCAAAUCAGAACACUUCCGUGCCCUCUCGCACUACUACGCUGCUGUCGCACUCUGCGAUCACACACUGUCUGCUGAGGAGGAGGAGUGCGAAGAAGAAGCAGAGAAAGCUUUCCUCCAGUUCUAUGUGGGCGGUCCUGCAGGGCCCCCCCUCAGCCAGGUUUUACGAGAUCCCGAAAAAAGAAGAAAGCUCGGUAAAGCUCACCUGCGGCGUGCGGUAAUCAGACAUGAGGAAGCCAUGCGUGUCCACAGUCUGUGUAAGAUCCUGCGGAAGAUGGACAUCCUGCAGGACGUGCUGUCGCUCACACACAAACGCUCCCUGGACAAGUACUCUGAGCUGGACAGAGAGGACGACUUUGAUGAAACCGCAGAAGCUCCAGAGAUCCAGUCUCAAACCCAUCAGAAACCAGACAUCACUCCAACCAACUUCUCUAAAGUCCAAGUUACGGACUUCUUCCAAAGACUGGGGCCUCUGUCAGUGUUUUGUGCACGGGCCCGCUGGGACCCGCUGCGUGUGAUUUGUCUGCAGAAGAGAGAGGGGGGACUGGGUCUCACGCUCAGAGGAGACUCACCCGUACUGGUGGCUGGAGUGGUGGAAGGAGGCUGUGCAGCAGAGGCCGGGCUAAAGGAAGGAGACUACAUCGUGGCAGUGGACGGACAGGACUGUAAAUGGGCCAAACACGGCGAGGUGGUUCAAAUGCUAAAGAGCUGUAGCGAGAGAGGGGUGGAGCUUAGUGUGGUCACGUUACACUCACAUGAUACACAGCUUGAGAGGAGGGCCAUGUUGCUUUCCAACAUCAGCGAUAAGGAAAACACUCGGGAGCGUCUGGUGGGUGGAGCCAAGGGCCAGAGCUCCGCCUCUUUGUUGAACUGGAACAGGAAGAAGACGAGGGAAGGCAGCGUGGCCACAAAGAAACUAGGAAGCACUUUCAGUUUGUCGUUUGGAAGCAUCCGAGACACGGAGGCCAUGUACUGAGACAUGGCUUCAGAGGAACCACUCAGGGAAUCACAAGGUACGAUACCGUACCGGUGUACACAACCGCUUCCAGAAUGACCGUAGUGCUGCAACAGGAGACAUCAGCAGGAGACAACAACUAAAAGAGGAAGCUCACGGGUCGUCCAGUAACAUUGUUCCUGGCUUCUUUCUGUUGCUAAAUUCAUCCUGUGAUUUUAAUUGGAAGGGACUUUUUUAAUGCAGCGGAGUGUCGGUUUUUUUGCCGGCUCGUCCGUCCAUGUUUUCAGCAGCGUGUGCCAGGUUGGGUCAAACCAUUCGGAUAUGGGGGAGACAUUGGGUUUUUAGGAUAAUUAAACAUCCUCAAUAUAAAAUAUAAAAUUCAGCUUAUUAACUUGAUUUUGAAAGAAUUUGAGAAGUUGAGAAUGUUCCUCGAUUUGGGUCGUGGCUUGUCAUUAAGGGGAGAUGGUGGGUCCCAGAGCCAGACCAGUUGAGAACCACUGUUUUAGAUGAUGGCUGCUAUAAAAUUAGCUGAAGGGUGGGACUCCAUGCCGCUGUUGCUCCUGCAUGGCUCUUUGCUAAAACAAAAAAUAUGUAAUAGUGACAUCGUUUUUUUUAAUGUAAAAGUCACAACGGAUUUUUGGUGUGUAGAACCAGUCACGGGUUUGAACACACUUUUCUCAAUAAAUUGAAUGAGAAAAUGUGUCCAAACCUUUGACUGGUUCUGUACAUCUAUCAGCAGUUGGGGUGAGAAAGGAAGUUACAGACUGUCAAAUAAUACAUUCAUUGAUGUUCCACUACCUAGAUUUCCUGAAAUAAAAAAUUCAAGCAAGCAGUGACUAGUAAAUAUAUAAAUAAACAGCAAAGUAGGAUUCCUACUUCAAAGCAAACCUAGCGUGUAGGUGUUGACAAUGCAGCCAGCUUGUGAGAUGUGACAAGGCAGCUGGCAAAAUCUUACUGAAAGCUCCUUUUUAAUUCCUUCUUUUUAGUUGAGGGCAUCUAAAAAGAAGGGUUUGUGGGUUUGUGAAGUUGAGGGCAAAGCAGAAUGAAAAAGCAAGCUCCCUAUUUCAUGUCUUAUAUUUUCCUUAACAGGUCUCUGAGGGUUACAGACUAACAGUCCUGUGUAACUACGUAAGUGCUCCAGAUUCAGUUACUGAUACUUUACACUGUUUUGUCUACUAUUAUGAAUGCGAUGUUGGAUGUUCUCAGUGAAAUUCUAGUUCUAGUUCUUUUAGUUGUCAGUUUUAGAUGAUUAUAAGCACUUCAGAGGUUUUUGAUCCAUUUUAUUUGUAGUUUUGGUACUUUCAUGCACUGUGAAUCUUGAAAAGGACAAAUCUCUUUUUAAAAAUAGUUUUGUCUUAAUUAUGAACAUGAGAAGAAUGUGAGAGGUUGGAGUUUUUUUUUAAUGAAUUGUGAUAUCGGGAGAUACUGCAGGAAAAGCAUAUGGUGUCCAAAAUGUUGAAUUUUUGUAAGAAGUUUUGUAUUAUCUUGUAUCUAUUGUGUCCUUAAUGGUUUCCAAGAACGGUCCAGCCACUGACCUGUUACAGUCUGCCAAUAUUAAAAACAAUAGAUGUUGAUGUUUUUUUUAAUUACCAUUGUUUGAGUUGUUUGAGCUGUCUGAUGUACCUAGAAAUGUGAUAAAUUGUAGCUUUCUUUCUGUACAAUGUAUGUGCCAUGGCGGUCCAGUGAGAAGAGCAAAGAGCCAGAGCGGACAGACAUGGGGUUUUUUCACGUGU
Pungitius pungitius (ninespine stickleback) is the source of this 3963-nucleotide messenger RNA. It is a transcript of the gene rhpn1, whose product is annotated as rhophilin, Rho GTPase binding protein 1. Gene Ontology annotation, molecular function: protein binding. Lineage: Eukaryota; Metazoa; Chordata; Actinopteri; Perciformes; Gasterosteidae. The transcript is spliced from 16 exons. The coding region runs from base 188 to 2251 and encodes 687 amino acids. Gene Ontology annotation, biological process: signal transduction; negative regulation of stress fiber assembly. The record is from RefSeq and is a predicted model, not a curated record.